ACUCUUCAUCUGUUCGUGUGUCACUGUCAGUGUGACACACAUAUUAUUAACUUUGUAUGAAGUUGGCUUGAAGCAUGAAUUGAAAUUGAAAACUUUGUGCCUGAAACAACAAAUGUAAACAAAUAAUCUUGCACCUAGCGAUAACUUUUCAAUUGUAAUUAAUUCACAUUACUUAAUAUUAACCAAGUGGAAAAAGAACAGUUAACGGGUGGUACAAACAGCACAAAAAUUACAACAACAUAAGAUGGUUCGAUUCAAAAACAGAUACAUUACUGUAGAAAUAGCAGCUCCUGAUAUUCCAAAUUCAAAACCACUGUCGUUGAAAUCUAAAAUAUUUCAUGAUACAGUAGCAAGCAAAGUACAACAGCUACAUGGUGACUUUGGGAGUGCAGCUGUGCGGACAGGUUUCUUAACCAAAUAUUGCAAUGAAAACACAAGAAUAGCUAUUAUACGAGUAAGACAUGGACCACAUCACUUUGUCACCAGUAGUUUACCCUUUGUUUCUAAAAUAGGGAAAUUAGAUGCAAGACUAAAAACACUUCACGUAGGAGCUACAUUGAAGCACAGUUUUAAAUUCAUACAGAAACAUCAAAGGAUGUAUCUAGAUAAAAUGUGGGCAAAACUAAAAACAGAUGAAGAGAGGAGAAUGAUGGAAGCAGCUGUGAUGGAUUUUACAAAGACAGAUGUCACAAUAAACAUUGAGAAUAUUUCAUAAAUUGUUGUUUUAUUA
Messenger RNA from Amyelois transitella, 730 nucleotides. RefSeq names its product ribonuclease P/MRP protein subunit POP5 (gene Pop5). Gene Ontology annotation, biological process: tRNA 5'-leader removal. The transcript is spliced from 2 exons. The record is from RefSeq and is a predicted model, not a curated record. Gene Ontology annotation, molecular function: ribonuclease P RNA binding. Bases 245 to 715 code for a protein of 156 amino acids. Lineage: Eukaryota; Metazoa; Arthropoda; Insecta; Lepidoptera; Pyralidae. Gene Ontology annotation, cellular component: ribonuclease P complex.